This is a messenger RNA of Sclerotinia trifoliorum, 2402 nucleotides long. The record is from the annotation of a GenBank genome assembly. Lineage: Eukaryota; Fungi; Ascomycota; Leotiomycetes; Helotiales; Sclerotiniaceae.
GAAAUGAUGUUUGUAUAAACUUAUGGUUUGAAUCCCAAUACUUUUUGAAGAGCUCGGUCUCUCUGUUAUUCCGGAGCGGACCAAUAUCAAAAGAAGUUUCUGGAUGGGAACAUAUUGGAACAGACCUCAUCAGGAACAUGAUGUUACCAAUUUCAGACAUAUCUCAUUUGAAAGAAUCCAAACGAAAAGUCCUAGUGGGUCUUAAUCUUAAAGAAUUUUCAGCUAAACCUUCUUCAAAAAAUGGUGAAUUCUUCAAGUUUGGAUUUUGCCUCCUCAUGAUCAUAAUAUUAAUAAUAAAUACCUACCUAAACACAUCUUGUUUUUUGAAGAUCCCAUCAACCUAUCUCGGAAUCAGGCGGCCGCAGGCUUGUGAUCAUUUAUUCGUUAAUUUUGCUUACCUACUUCGGUAAUUAUUUUGAGAAAUUAACACUCUCUAUCAAUUCAAACCUCCAAAUUCUUUAUUUACAGACCCCACAAUCCAUAAGUUGCCUUCUGGCUCGAGCUUUUACAAUGGAACACAUCAGUGGAGACCUUCCUGUCACUAAUCUGGUUUCUGACUGCUCCUCACAAUCUACUUUGGAUGAGUCGAUCUCCGGAACAACCAAGAUCGAAGAUCCAACUCUCAGACCUGACCCCUCGUUCAUACAAAACCAGAUUUCCCUUCAAAGGAGUCCUACGACGAAAUCUCAUGUGUCAGCCCUCUCUGGACAAUUAUCAAUAAAAUCUAAUGGAAGCAGUCCUCGGCUAGGGUUUUCAGCACUUGCCAUCGCUCAUGGUGAAGACAGAAUCAGAGAAGAUGAUCGGAGGGGAUCACGUGGUAAUUCAGAGGGAAGCAAUACUGGAGAAGUCAACAGAUCUACACUAUUGAAAUCGAAUUCCUAUUCUUCUGGUCUGUCAAUGAAAUCAGAGAAGUCAGUCCAUUCCGUCAACGUCGUUGGUAACUAUCCCCUCGGUACCUUGAGAGUUCACUCUCCAUCACCAACCAGAGAGCGUGGUGUGGAGCAUCAUGAAGUCUUGAAAGAUGGCGAUGUGAUUAUCAUUCGAAGCCUUCCGGCAGGCUCAAUGUUUGGAUACGACACAAAAGCUUAUACUAUCAAAAGCGAAGGAACUCUUGAGGGCGUUAAGAAUAUUCCUCCUGGAGCCCAUUUCUUCUGGGGCGGAUCGGCGAAUGGGUCCUCGCGCACCGGUUUCUGGUUUAUGAGUAUGAAACUAGCUUCGGACGAAUACGGCGAGGCUCAUGUCUUAAGGUGGGAUAAUUAUCAUGAGUGUUUGGAAGAGGAGGUUAGCGAAGCAGAAAAACGAAUUCAAAAGGCCAGCAUACCUGAAAUCGUCAAUAAACUCGAACCAUACUUGAAUAAUGCUUCAGUCCCAAGUCCAAGACUCGCUGGCUCUGUUUCCGCUUCACCAACUUUCGUCAAUUCCACAAGUUCUCCGAUCGCUACUGAAGACAUUUAUGGAAACGACAAGUGGCAUCACUUGACCUCUUGUAUCAAGCAUCCCUACCUUAAGAGAGUUACCGGCGGCAAGUGGAAUAGCUGGAAAGUCUCGUCUAGUCAUGACAUUAAGACGACAGAGCUACAGGCUUCAAGCGCCCCGCGUGAUACCAAGGGCAGCAGUACGAAUUUUGAUGGGGAUGAUUUUCUUAAUUUCGUUUUCCCAAGAAAUUCACGUACCUUUUCCGAUACAUCUACUGGUCGCGAGCGCACUGAGCAGGCAAUCGAUAGUACAGCUUAUAUCGUUGAUGCUAUCGCAAACUGCACUUAUGAAGACUCAGAUGAGAUUAUUGGAGAGUUACAGUUUUGCUAUAUCACUGGAAUGGUCCUUGGAAACCUUGCUUGUAUGGAACAGUGGGGUAUCAUUAUCAGCAAGCUAUUCGGAGCAUAUCGCCUUUCCAUGGAUUACCCAGUUUUCUUCCGCAAGGUAAUCACCGCCGUUCAUGCCCAGUUUAUGUAUGAUGAAGAGGGGUUCGAUACCAGUAUCUUUGAUCAUGAUUCUCAUCUUGGCGAUGAUUUGAAGAUCAUUCUCACCAAGUUCAAGUCUCGUCUAAAUGAGCAACUUCUCUCUAAUGGUUCCAAGAUCACUCCCGAGCAGGAAGAAGUGGGAAAAGCAUUUGAAGCAUUUGAGUCUUGGCUCUGGAAAUGGGGAUGGGAUCUACGGGGGAACUAUCUUAGGUCUGGAAAAUUCCAGCUUGAGGAUGGAGAGAUGAUCGACGCAGAGCUCAAGGAUUUUGAGGACGAGGAUGAACGAGGUGAGUACGCGCCGAUGGUAGUAGAUCUCGAUGAAGACGGGCUCGAGAAAGAUCGCAUAAUUCUGUAGCAAAUCAAAUCAUCUUACUCAAUGCUUACAUCCCACCACACUUCACAUGCCUCUUAUCUAACACUAUUUAUCUCCGACACCAUCCA